Messenger RNA from Penicillium daleae, 3180 nucleotides. RefSeq names its product isoleucine--tRNA ligase ILS1. The record is from RefSeq and is a predicted model, not a curated record. Gene Ontology annotation, biological process: isoleucyl-tRNA aminoacylation. Bases 1 to 3180 code for a protein of 1059 amino acids. NCBI's taxonomy places the organism in Eukaryota, Fungi, Ascomycota, Eurotiomycetes, Eurotiales, Aspergillaceae. The transcript is spliced from 4 exons. Gene Ontology annotation, molecular function: isoleucine-tRNA ligase activity; aminoacyl-tRNA deacylase activity; tRNA binding.
AUGUCUAUCGAUUUUCCCGCCGAGGAGGAGCUCAUCCUCAAGCGGUGGAGGGAGAUUGAUGCCUUCCAGCGCCAGGUCGAGCUCUCUCGGGGCAAGAAGCCAUACACUUUCUACGACGGCCCGCCCUUCGCUACCGGUCUCCCUCACUAUGGCCACUUGCUGGCUUCUACAAUCAAAGAUAUCAUUCCCAGAUACUGGGCUAUGAAGGGUCAUUAUGUUGAGCGACGAUUUGGUUGGGAUACGCACGGUGUUCCUGUCGAAUAUGAGAUCGACAAAAAGCUCGGCAUGUCUGGUCUGGAGGCCGUCGAGAAGAUCGGAAUUGCGAAGUACAACGAGGAGUGCCGGGCCAUUGUCAUGCGUUUCGCCGCCGAAUGGCGCCAGACUAUUGAACGCCUGGGUCGUUGGAUCGAUUUUGACAAUGACUACAAGACAAUGAACACUAGCUUCAUGGAGUCUGUCUGGUGGGUUUUCAAGCAGCUGUUCGACAAGGGCCUUGUCUACCGGGGCUACCGUGUCAUGCCGUACUCGACCGCCCUCAACACUCCCCUCAGUAACUUUGAGGCCCAGCAAAACUACAAGGAUGUCCAGGAUCCCGCUGUCGUCGUCACUUUCCCCCUAUUGGAUGACCCUGAGACCUGCUUGCUUGCAUGGACUACCACACCCUGGACCCUUCCCUCCCACACCGGUCUUUGUGCUCACCCCGACUUCGAGUACGUGAAGAUCUAUGAUGAGGCCACGAAGAAGAACUACAUCCUUUUGGAGUCUUUGCUCCGCACCAUCUAUAAGGACCCUAAGAAGGCCAAGUUCAAGAUUGUCGAUCGCCUUAAGGGUUCCGACAUGCUCGGAUGGAAGUAUGAGCCUCUCUUUGACUAUUACUACGAGGAGUUCAAGGAUUAUGGCUUCUGCGUAAUGAAUGAUGGCUACGUUACCGCUGAGGAUGGUGUGGGUAUUGUCCACCAAGCCCCUGCUUUCGGUGAGGACGAUUACCAGGUCGCCGUCAACCACGGUGUCAUCAACGAGACCCGUACCCCUCCCAACCCUGUCGACCCCCAGGGAUGCUUCACCAAGGAAGUUCGGGACUUUGUUGGACAGCACGUGAAGGAGGCCGAUAAGGCCAUUAUUAAACAUCUAAAAGGAACUGGUCGCAUCCUUGUCGACAGCCAGAUCACUCACAGUUAUCCCUUCUGUUGGCGAUCUGACACUCCCCUCAUUUACCGUGCAGUGCCUUCAUGGUUCGUGAAGAUCACUCCCAUCAUUCCUCAGAUGCUGGAAGGCAUUGAGGAGUCCCACUGGGUUCCAUCGUUCGUCAAAGAAAAGCGAUUUGCCAGCUGGAUCAAGAACGCUCGUGAUUGGAACAUUUCGCGGAAUCGUUUCUGGGGAACUCCCCUCCCUUUGUGGGUCAGCGACGACUUCAGCGAAGUUGUCGCCGUUGGCAGCGUUGAGGAACUUAAGGAGCUGAGUGGCUACACCGGUGAACUCACCGAUCUUCACCGUGACAAGGUAGACCACAUUACCAUCCCCAGCAAGCAGGGUAAGGGUGAACUCCGUCGUGUGAGCGAGGUGUUCGAUUGUUGGUUUGAGUCUGGCAGCAUGCCUUAUGCCUCCCAGCACUACCCCUUCGAGAACAAGGACCACUUCGAGAACAGCUUUCCUGGUGACUUUAUCGCAGAGGGUCUCGACCAGACCCGUGGAUGGUUCUACACUUUGACCGUCCUCGGCACUCACUUGUUUGGCAAGCUUCCUUUCAAGAACUGCGUCGUCAAUGGUAUCGUCCUUGCUGAAGAUGGUAAGAAGAUGUCCAAACGUCUUAAGAACUACCCGGACCCUUCACUCAUUAUGGACCGCUACGGCUCGGACGCUCUGCGUCUUUACCUGAUCAACUCCCCCGUUGUUCGUGCCGAGCCCCUCCGUUUCAAGGAGGGGUUCUUCGAGGGUCAAGUUGCUCUCUUGAAGAAGGCCUCCGAUGUCGACUUCAUGUUUGACCCCAAGGCCGAGACCACCAACACCAAUGUCAUGGAUCGUUGGAUCUUGGCCAGCUGCCAAAGUCUUCUGAUCUUCGUUAACCAGGAGAUGGCUGGUUAUCGUCUGUACACAGUUGUGCCUCGCCUGCUCGGUCUGAUUGAGAACACUACCAACUGGUACAUCCGAUUCAAUCGUAAGCGCCUGAAGGGUGAGAACGGUGUUGAUGACACCUUGCAUGCUCUGAACACUCUUUUCGAGGUUCUCUAUACCCUUGUUCGGGGCCUUGCUCCAUUCACUCCCUUCCUCACCGAUAACAUUUACCAGCGCCUUCUCCCGCAUAUCCCCGAGUCCCUUCGUGCUGAAGAUAGCCGCAGUGUUCACUUCCUGGCAUUCCCUGAGCCGCGUGAGGAGCUCUUCGAUGACGUUGUGGAGCGCAGAGUUGCCCGCAUGCAGAAGGUCAUCGAGCUUGGCCGUAUCUCUCGUGAGCGUAAAUCCAUUGCUCUGAAGACCCCCCUGAAGAGUCUGGUUGUUAUCCACCAGGACCAGCAAUAUCUGGAUGAUGUCAAGUCGCUCGAGGGCUACAUUAUUGAGGAGCUCAACGUGCUCGACCUUGUUCUCUCCACCGAUGAGGCCAAGUACAAUGUCCAAUACAGUGUCAAUGCCGACUGGCCGACCCUGGGCAAGAAGCUCAAGAAGGAUGUGCAAAAGGUCAAGAAGGCCCUGCCUUCUCUGUCCAGCGAUGAUGUGAAGAAAUAUGUCGCUGACAAGAAGAUCGUCGUUGACGGCAUCGAGCUGGUUGAGGGUGACCUGGUCGUGAAGCGCGGUAUCAAGGAAGAUUCGGGCUCUUCAGGCAUGGAGACCAACACCGACGCUGAUGUCAUGACCAUUCUGGAUGCCAACCUGUACCCCGAGCUGGCUCACCAGGGUAUCGGUCGUGAGAUUAUCAACCGUCUCCAACGUCUCCGUAAGAAGGCCGGCCUUGUCGCAACGGACGAAGUUAAGAUGGAGUAUAUCGUCCUUUCGGACCCCGAGAACAUCGGUCUGGGCGAAGCCUUCAAAUCCCAAUCCCAAGCUAUUGAGAAGGCUGUUCGUCGGCCUCUCGAUGAGCGCACCCUGGUCGAUGGCAAGACCCCUAGCGCUGAUGAGGAGGGCACUAUUGCUCAGGAGGACCAGGAAGUGCAGAACGCGACAUUCUUGUUGCGUCUGGUCAAGCUGUAA